AUGAACGACAUUGAGGCAGAAAAAACUCGUUUAAAGCUGGAAGAUGCUGCCACGACGUCACUCGGUCUCCUAGCAACAGGAAACAUCUGCCUCCGCCCGGACCAAUCGGAGGGCGGGAACCGGAGCCUCCUGUUGCUGCAGAUCUGGGAUCCUCUCAGUCCGUCUGUCCGACCGAACCGAACCGAACCGAGCCGAGCCGAGCCGAGCUGGAGGACGCUGGAGAGGAGCACCGGCAGCAGGACUCACCGGGAAUCUACCGGGAUUUACCGACACACGUCCGCCGAGUCUCUGAACGUCGACGCUUCAUCGUCAUCAGCAGCAGAAAACAAACAAUCAACAACGUCGAAAGUUGCUUAUUUCAAGAGGAAAUAUGCGGAAGAGGAGGAUCUGCAGGGAGGAAUACCAGGAUAUCUACAAAAACACUUGAUCCUCCAGGAGGACCGGAGCUGCAUCCUGAAGCUGUCGCUGGAGAAGUUGAGGUUUCUGGAGGAUCCGGAGGUUUACCUGCGACGCUCCGUCCUCAUCAACAACCUGCUGAGGAAGAUCCACCACGAGGAAGAGGAGCUGGAGGCCGACGAUGAAGAGGAGGAGGAGGAGGAAGGCCAGAGGAGGCCCAUGAACCCGGACGGGAAGCGGGUCAAGGUUCUGGUGACGGACUGCUGCUCUCCGGCCUUUGGUCUGGAGGAUCUGCAGCGGUACCGGCUGGUUCCCUGCUACCAGUACCACCAGUACCACCAGUACCACCAGUACCACCAGUACCACCAGUACCACCAGUACCAGGACCACCCGGUGCUGCUGUACCACCUGGACGACCACGGCUGAGCCUCGGUUCCUCGCCGGUUUCUCAGAGGUCCAGUCAGGAGCUGCUUCCCUCCUGGUUUCCCUUCACGGGUCGGAGGCUCUGGUUCUGCUCGGGACCAGCGGGUCCACGUGGAACCGUGCAGGAGGUGGACUGAGGCUCGGUUCUGUCUGGGUUCUGCUGUUGUGUUGUUGUUGCUCUGGAAGCUCAUUCAGGGAUCUACAGACUUGUGGAGAACGUUCUGCUUCUGUUCUGCAGCUGCUCUCUGGGUUCUCACUUGUUCUCCUGAACUUUCUCUGGACUUUUUCCAGCUGUGAAGAUCUUCAGGACCGUUUUUUUCUGUUUUUACCCUGCAGCUAGUUGCUGACCUCUGCUGGUCAAAUCAAUGAAAACAGAAACUCAGCAUUCAGGAGCAAUAUGCAUUUAAUACGCAGCUUAGAGUGGAAGAACCGCAGAUCCAGCAUCAGCCACAACAUUAGAAGCAACAUUAGAACCAACAUUAGAACCAACAUCAGCCCAACAUUAGAACCAACGUUAGAACCAACAUCAGCCACAACAUCAGAACCAACGUUAGGACCAACAUUAGAACCAACAUUAGGACCAACAUUAGAACCAACAUCAGCCCAACAUUAGAACCAACAUUAGGACCAACAUUAGAACCAACGUUAGAACCAACAUCAGCCACAACAUCAGAACCAACGUUAGGACCAACAUUAGAACCAACAUUAGAACCAACAUUAGGACCAACAUUAGAACCAACAUCAGCCCAACAUUAGAACCAACAUUAGGACCAACAUUAGAACCAACAUCAGCCCAACAUUAGAACCAACGUUAGAACCAAUAUUAGGACCAACAUUAGAACCAACAUCAGCCACAACAUCAGAACCAACGUUAGAACCAACAUUAGGACCAUUGACAGGAAACAGCCUGAAGAUGAUUUAACUACAGGUUCUGUUUCGUAAAACAUUUGUUCUAUCUGUGAAAAUGCAAAAACUGGAGAUUUCACAGGAGUUUUUUAUUACAUCUGGACCACUUUAGACCAGGUCCAGAUCAAAAACCUGUGAGUUUAGGUGGGUCUAAUGUGGAAUAGAUUGUCAUGCAAAGGCUAAAGACCCUUUAAAACAUCAUUUUUGGUGAGGAAAGCCAUUAUUUUUAUGUUAGAAUGUAAAAACAUGAAGAUUACAUCCAUCUAUGUUCAACCAAUGAUCAAAAUAAUGAUACUUUACUCGUCUUAAACAUCUGAAAUUGUCCAAACAGGACAAAGGAGGAAACUUAAAAUCCUGAAUUCUGAGUUAAUUUAAUUUAACUACCAAAGUGUGAUAAGAACGCGGGGCUGCACAGUGGUGUAGUGGUUAGCACUUUCACCUUGCAGCUAGAAGAUCCCUGGUUCGCGUCCCGGCUUUCCCGGGAUCUUUCUGCAUGGAGUUUGCAUGUUCUCCCUGUGCAUGCGUGGGUUUUCUCCGGGUACUCCGGCUUCCUCCCACAGUCCAAAAAUAUGCUGAGGUUAACUGAUUAUUCUAAAUUGCCCGUAGGUGUGAAUGUGAGAGUGAUUGUUUGUCUCUGUAUGUAGCCCUGUGACAGACUGGUGACCUGUCUAGGGUGUCCCCUGCCUUCACCUGAGUCAGCUGGGAUAGACUCCAGCCCCCCCAUGACCCUAGUGAGGAUUAAGAGGUGUAUAGAUAAUGGAUGGAGUGUGAUAAGAACCAAAACACAGAAUAUCAUGUAAAUAUUUACAAAAGUGAUGACAAAGAAAUAUUAAAUAUAUCAAACUAAAAUAAAAAACAGCCUAAUUUUCAUAUUUUUUGCGCAACACAUUGCUAUUAUUUCAUUUAAUUGCAAAUUGUUGGUAUUUUUUGUGCAAAUUGAGUCUCAGAUGUCUCAAAUCCAGCAAAAAAAAUUAAAAAUAAAGUAAAUUUCACACAAUAUUAAGUUGAUGCAACAUUAUUACGUCAACACAACCCUUUAUAACAAUGUUUGCAGCUUAAAUAGUUGAUCUAAAACAUUAAAUUAGCAUUUUUAAAAUGUGGAAUCCCGUAUUUCAUUAAAUUAUGUGAGUGAAGAAGUCUGAUACUGAUUUGUCAUGAAAUGAUUUGCAGAGAAAAUGAAACUAACACAAACUGCGACACAAAUUUUACUGAAAUUCUCUAUUUAUGUUUUACAUGUUUAAUUAGAAGAGAACGUUCCAACAUUUAUCCUUCAGCGUUCACUACUGGCGACAUUCAACCAACCAAUUUAUUUUAUCAGUUUUAAAAACAAAUCAAUACAGAUAAUUAUAAAUAAACUGAAUAUAACGCCUGAUAAUGGCAAUACAGUAGCUUGUUGUUGUGAUAAUAUGAAUGAUUGUCUUUAAUAUUCACCGAUGUUCCGUCUGCUCCUUUCUAAAGUGCAGAUUAAAUGUCGAAUUAUUGCUUUUAAUGCUGAAAGUUUUCAUCUUUCUGUUUCCCCUGGUUUGUUUUUCUGUGUUUUCUAGAAAAGAAAACAUUUAAAAUGUGACUCAUGGAGGUUUUAAAGCUGAAUUUCAGGAUGCAGACGCCUUUAAAUGAAAACAAUUCAUAUUUUCUGAGAUAUUUUAGGAUUCUUCAUCUUUUCUGUCUGUUUCUGUGUUUUCAGUGUUUUGCAGUCUUUGUCCAGGAAAAUGUUUGAAAAUGUUGAUAACAAUCACUACGAUGGGGAAAAAAAAAAACACAAACUAAAGGCAACUAUUAAAGAGAAUCUUGAUAUUUUAAAUUAAGAAUUUAUAUUUUGAUGAAAAUGAAUAUUGAAUAUUUAAGAUCAACUAUUUUAAAAAAGGCCGAUAAACUUUUUUCAGGUGAUUGAUUAUCGAAUAAAGUCUGUAAAGUGA
Amphiprion ocellaris (clown anemonefish) is the source of this 3641-nucleotide messenger RNA. RefSeq lists its product as uncharacterized. The transcript is spliced from 5 exons. The record is from RefSeq and is a predicted model, not a curated record. Bases 1 to 822 code for a protein of 273 amino acids. Lineage: Eukaryota; Metazoa; Chordata; Actinopteri; Pomacentridae.